AUGAUAGGCAGCCACACUGGAGCUCUCCCUGAUUCAGGAGAUCUGCACAACCUGGUUCAGCUGGGAACCCGGCCCGGGCGAGCAACUAAGCGGAAGUCGCGCUUCAUGGACUUGGCUGCGCUGGUCGGCGCGCGGCUCCAAAGGAUGUCGAUCUCUCCUCAGGAGGAGAAGAUGUGGAAGAGCUUCACCCAACUUGCGAUAGAGGAGGCGGACGCGGGAGUCCUCGGGAAGAAGCAAUCCUUCGGAAGGCAUCUGCAUCUUAAAGGCGGGGCAACUGGCCAGAUUCAGCUCAUGCAGGACUGGGAGUGGCCCUACAUGUUUGCCUUGGCGGAUGUGGGCUUUGAUCUUGCCUUGCGCCACGCACAACUUGGCGGCCUCUCACGGCUUCGAAUCCUGGAAAUUGGCUGGGGCCAGGGGAUCAGCGGCCGUCGGCUUCUGGAUAACGCGGAGAAAGCAGGAAGCGGCCUGCCACAACUGCAAAUCGAGUACGAGGUUGUGGAGCUGCAUCCCGCCGUGGCAGCAGACGCUCGACGGGAGGCCGAAACAAGAAAGAAGGGGCCUGUCAAGGCCUUCCAUGUUCACGAGGGACCGUGGCAGAAGAUUCUGCCAGAGCUUCCAGCACAGUCGUACAACCUGCUCUUCUAUGACCCUUUGAACAUCAGCCCGAGAUAUAUCGGGGAGCAACAGCGCUUCGAGACCUGGGGCCUUCCAAUGUGCGUCUUCGAAGCGCUGCAGUUUUAUCGCGUCCUUCGUCCGGGCGGUGUGGCUGUGCAAUAUGCGGUUUCUCACAGGACUUCGACGCUGGAGUUGUUGCAGCGCCAGAUUGCCCCGUUGUUCAGCGCGCUGAGUCUUUCUAGGAUAUCCGGGCUACGAGCAGAAGCGAACUCCUCCUAUGUGACUGCGGCGGAGGCGCACGACCUGUAUGUGCCAGCUUUCGUCAAGUAA
Molecule: messenger RNA, 945 nt
Organism: Symbiodinium sp. CCMP2592
Lineage: Eukaryota; Dinophyceae; Suessiales; Symbiodiniaceae
Source: the annotation of a GenBank genome assembly